AUGUUAGUUCAGAAUAGAACCAGUUUCCACCCAACUACUUUCCUUCUCCUUGGAAUUCCAGGGCUGGAGGCAGCUCAUGUCUGGAUCUCCAUCCGCUUUUGCCUGGUCUACCUACUGGCUCUGAUGGGGAAUUGUGUUCUUGUGUUCAUCAUCAAGAUGGACCCCAGUCAUCAUGAGCCCAUGUGUCUCUUCCUCUGCAUGCUCUCUCUGAAUGACUUGAUGCUUAGCACCACUGCCCUUCCCAAGAUUCUCAGCCUUUUCUGAUUCAAUGACAGAGAAAUCAGCUUUAAAGCUUGCUUCUCCCAGAUAUUCUUCAUCCACUCUUUGUUCGCCAUGGAGUCAGGUUUUUUAUUGGCCAUGGCCUUUGAACGAUAUGUGGCCAUCUGCAACCCUCUAAGGCUCUCCACCAUUCUUACACAUGGAGUAAGCAUGGCUUUGAGUUUGCCCAUUGUCCUACGUGGAAUUAUCCUGCUGAGUCCUCAUCCUUUCUUACUGAUGAGGCUUCCCUACUGCAAAACCAAUGUCAUCACCAAUACCUACUGUGAAUUUAUGGCCCUGAUCAAACUGGCCUGUGCCAAUACCAGGAUCCACAGACUCUAAGCCUUAACCACCUCCCUUUCAGGUGGGCUGGACUUAAUAUUGAUAAUGUGCUCUUAUAUUCUUAUUCUUCGUGCUGUGUUUCAACUUCCAUCAAAGGAGGCUAGACUGACCUUAAGCACAUGCAGCUCUCAUGCUUGGGUCAUCCUACUGUUUUACAUUCCCGCCUUUUUCUCAUUCAUCACUCAUAGAUUUGGUGAGAACAUAGCUCCUCACAUCCACAUCUUUAUAGCCAACAUUUAUCUUCUUAUCCCUCUGAUGAUAAACCCUGUCAUCUAUGGUGUCAAAACAAAAAAUAUUGGGGAGAGAUUUCUUAAAGUCUUCACAAACACAUACAUUUUGAUAUAUCCAAAGCAAAAUCGAGAGGAGGUUACAGAGUUCCCGUAUCUCUGCCCUCACAAACACAUAGCAUACCCUACUAUCAACAUUCCUCAUGAAGGUGACGCAUUUGUGAGAAGUAUAUGUGCUUUUGACUGCUCCAGGGACAAAAAGGGAAAGAAAGCAAGAAUAUAUCUUCAUGUAACCAGAAUCACCAUUCAUGACUUUAACUCCACUGCAUUCACCAAUCCUAGUACCUUCUUCCUGAUGGGCAUCCCUGGUCUAGAAGACUUGCAUAUUUGGAUAUCCAUCCCUUUCUGCUCAAUGUAUAUUGUUGCCCUCAUGGGAAACAUACUCAUCCUUUUCAUCAUCAAAACUGAGACUGUUCUCCAUGAGCCCAUGUUCUAUUUUCUUUCCAUGUUGGCCAUCACAGAAUUCAUCUUGUCAACCUCCACUCUUCCCAAGAUGUUGGGUAUAUUCUGGUUCAAUUAUCAUGAAAUCAGCUUCCAUGCCUGUCUCACUCAGAUGUUUUUCAUCCAUGCUUUCUCUGGCGUGGAGUCAGGGCUUCUCGUGGCCAUGGCACUUGACCGGUAUGUGGCAAUCUGCAAUCCACUGAGACACUCAUCCAUUCUUACAAAUUCUGUGGUGGCUCAGGUUGGCCUGGUGGCACUUCUGCGUGGGUUAGUACUAAAGACACCACAUCCCUUCCUGGUGAGGAGAUGGCCAUAUUGCCAGUCCAAUGUAGUCCCCCACACAUACUGUGAGCACAUGGCUGUGAUGAAAUUGGCUUGUGCUGACAUUUCCAUCAAUAGUCUUUAUAGUUUGGCAGUCAUUAUCUUAAUUGUUGGGACUGAUGUGACAUGUAUCUUUCUGUCCUAUGUACAGAUUCUUCAAACUGUAUUUAAUCUCCCUUCUAAUGAUGCCAGGUUGAAGACCCUCAGCACUUGUGGGUCCCAUGUGUGUGUAAUCCUCACCUUUUACAUCCCUGCUCUUUCCUCCUUCCUCACCCACCAUUUUAGCAAGCAUAUGCCAUGCCACACCUACAUCUUGCUGGCCAACAUGUACUUGUUGGUAUCACCUAUGCUGAACCCUAUCAUUUAUGGAGUAAGGACCAGGCAGAUCUGA
Molecule: messenger RNA, 2040 nt
Organism: Enhydra lutris kenyoni (northern sea otter)
Lineage: Eukaryota; Metazoa; Chordata; Mammalia; Carnivora; Mustelidae
Biological process (GO): G protein-coupled receptor signaling pathway
Cellular component (GO): membrane
Molecular function (GO): olfactory receptor activity; G protein-coupled receptor activity
Source: RefSeq, a predicted model, not a curated record